Molecule: messenger RNA, 491 nt
Organism: Fusarium graminearum PH-1
Lineage: Eukaryota; Fungi; Ascomycota; Sordariomycetes; Hypocreales; Nectriaceae
Exons: 2
Coding region: 68-316 (82 amino acids)
Source: RefSeq, a predicted model, not a curated record
AAACACACUGAACCCCUUCCAUUCAACUCCAAACCAACACGCAAAACCAACACCAAAAUCGCCCAUCAUGCCUCUCGUCGUUCCUGGUGUCAACUCAACUUCUGGCGACAAGGCCGAGGAGUGGCAGAACAAGCUCAUCGGCAAGAAGCUUUCUGAUGACGAGGCUUCCACCGAGACGGUGUUUGCCAAGCGAGAUCUUCCCCAGGAGACGCGCAUUAUCGAGCCCGGAAUGAUGGUUACAAAGGACUUUAAGGAAGACAGACUCAAUGUCCACCUCAAGGAUGACGGAACUGUCUCACAUGUCGUCAAGGGUUAACGCUGCUGGUGUCAAGACAACCCCUCCAUUCUUGACUUGAUGAUGGGGUAAUAAUUAAUGUACGAUAACGACUACCUACGAAUGGGAACAGGGUCCGCCCGUAGUAAUAAAGGCGCAAGAGAAUAACAGGAAUAUGAGUUUUCAACUGCCAAAAUAAAUACCAUCAUAAACUGUC